AAGUAAGAAGAAGAUUUUUGUAAUCUAACCUCAGUUUUUAUGUUUUAAAAAGAAGCGUAUGUAAAAUAAGAAAUUAGUAUAUAAAAUUUGAUUUUUAACUAAAGCCAUUAAUUACCAGUUAAGUAUGAUAGUUAGUUGACAGGAAUAACAAUAUGGAAGGGACUAGUAAAGAUACAGAUGUGCAUUUGAAAUCUAUACUAAGUUCUCCUGUUAAAUACUUUCCAGCUGUUCCCACACCAGAUUGGACUCCGUCACCUUCAGUUUCACAUCAAAAUCUAGAUAAUUUGGGCCAGAGCAAACCGAACCCUAGUUUAUUAACUGUGACAAUUCCUGGUGCAGUUGCUGCAGAACCACACACCAACAUAACUUUACAAAACUGCGUUGCUACAGUUGAUCUUUACACAAAUUUAGAUUUAACAAAAAUUAAUGCCAGGACUAGGAAUUCGGAAUAUAAUCCAGGCAGAUUUAAUGGAAUAAUAAUGCGAUUAAGAGAACCACGGUCUACAGCUCUUAUUUUUAAAUCUGGUAAAAUAGUCUGCACUGGAGCUAGGAAUGAGCAUGAUGCCCUUCUUGCAUCUAAGAAAUUUGCUAGAAUAAUACAAAAGUUGGGAUUUAAUAUUCAAUUUGCAAAUUUUAAAGUACAAAAUCUGGUAGCCACAUGUGAUCUCAGGUUUCCAAUAAAAUUAGAAAACUUAAAUCACCUCCAUGGGCAAUUCAGCAGUUACGAACCUGAGUUAUUCCCAGGUUUAAUUUACCGAAUGAUCAAGCCAAGGUUAGUUUUACUUAUUUUUGUAAACGGAAAAAUAGUUUUCACUGGAGCUAAGUCGCGGGAAGAAAUAAAAGAGGCCAUAGAAAACAUUUAUCCAAUAUUAAGGAGUUUUAGGAAAACUUAGUCAUUGUUAUCAAUUUGUAUCAAAAUUAUUUGGCUAUACAUAAUAUAUGUCCCUUUUUAAACCUGCACUUUUUUGUAAGAUUUUGAUUAUUAAUAAAUAUGGUCUUGUUUACUAUA
Messenger RNA from Sitophilus oryzae (rice weevil), 1009 nucleotides. RefSeq names its product TATA-box-binding protein 2. Bases 153 to 893 code for a protein of 246 amino acids. Gene Ontology annotation, biological process: DNA-templated transcription initiation. NCBI's taxonomy places the organism in Eukaryota, Metazoa, Arthropoda, Insecta, Coleoptera, Curculionidae. The transcript has 5 exons. Gene Ontology annotation, molecular function: DNA binding; RNA polymerase II general transcription initiation factor activity. The record is from RefSeq and is a predicted model, not a curated record.